AUGAGUCAGUUGUUGGGUCGUCAGGACUGUGCUGAAAGCCUCCGGAAAGACCUGGUCGACCUUCAAGCGGCUGUUGUGGACGUCUUCUCCAGAACCGGGCCGGUCCGCGUCCCCUCCUGGAAGUUCCCGGACAAGCUUUCCUGCAACCUGGACUUGGUGUCGCUGCUGGAGCAAUACGAUUUUGUGGAUGGGGAGGACGAAUAUAACCAGCACUCUCAUAUUGUUUUACUGGAGCUGGUGAUUGACAGGUAA
Messenger RNA from Myripristis murdjan (pinecone soldierfish), 252 nucleotides. It is a transcript of the gene ccdc157, whose product is annotated as coiled-coil domain containing 157. The coding region runs from base 1 to 252 and encodes 83 amino acids. The record is from RefSeq and is a predicted model, not a curated record. Lineage: Eukaryota; Metazoa; Chordata; Actinopteri; Holocentriformes; Holocentridae. The transcript has a single exon.